Poecilia latipinna (sailfin molly) is the source of this 11305-nucleotide messenger RNA. RefSeq names its product death-inducer obliterator 1. The transcript has 16 exons. The record is from RefSeq and is a predicted model, not a curated record. NCBI's taxonomy places the organism in Eukaryota, Metazoa, Chordata, Actinopteri, Cyprinodontiformes, Poeciliidae. Bases 132 to 10703 code for a protein of 3523 amino acids. Gene Ontology annotation, biological process: DNA-templated transcription. Gene Ontology annotation, cellular component: nucleus.
AAAUCUCGCGAGAUUCCAAAUAGUAGGGCAAAGAAAAUGGAAUCCCAUGCUAGCAUGGUAGCUGAACGAAUCUAACAACUACUGGAAAACAGUAUCAUAUACUUCAAGGACUGCUGGCUACUGAUGUCAGCAUGGACACAGUAGAAAAGACCAAUGCAGUUAAUGACGAUGGUGACUCAGGUACAACAGAUGAACAGAGCCAAUCAGGUGUGGUGGACUCCGGUGCAAGGCCGUCCUUGUCGCAGGUUAAAAAGUCCUGGGGCUUCAGAAGGACAACCAUUGCUAAACGGGAGUUCAUGGAGGAGGUCGGAGACCUGACCCACAGUCCCCCACCACUUCGAAGGGGCAGAAGCCGAAGAACCAACCAGGCGCCAGAGACGAACACAGAAGAAGACACCAAGCAGAAAGCUACUCGAACCGCUAGGAGUGUGAUAGAGGACCUGCAGUGGUCUGCCCCUUCCUCCCCUGCGUCAGAGGACAGCAAGGAGCCACCAGAGACCUCUGCUGGAGGGAGCUUUGAUCCCAGCUUAUGGCAGGACUUUGGCUCUGCUUUCCACACAGCGUUCUCACUGCUUGGUGGCAACGAAGGCCUGUCGUUGACAGAUGCCCUGACAGUUCCUAGUUUCUUUGAGCCUGCUAAUGAAAUUGAGCUCACUGAUCCACAGCCUGUAGAAGAAAACGAGACCCCUGAUAACCUGGAUGAGAUGGAGGUCACACAGCCUGUUGCUCCUGCCAUUGUCGGAGAAAGAGAGAGCGAUUAUGUUGUGGUGAUCUCUAGUCAGGAAGAGGACAGUGAUGAAAAGUCUCAGAUGCAAAUUAAAGAACAGCUGGCCAGAAGCAGCAGGCAGGGAGACUCAAAAGCUCGAGGUGGGAAUGGUGGAAGAGGAAAAGCCAGGGGGAGAGGGAGAGGCAGGGGAAGAGGUAGAGGAAGGGGGAAAGGUAAGGGAAGAGGCCGAGGCAGGGCAGCGGUGCUUCAGUCCAUCAUGGCAGUCAACGAAGACACAGACGAUGAAGUGGUGCUUGUUAACGCAGACGAGCAGCAGGAUUUACCCAAAGAUGGCAUCCAGAUCGACCCACAGAUCCCUCCUGAGAUGGAAUCAACAUCUGCACACUUUGGUAUAACUCUGAAUGCUGCACUGCAGUCUGUCAGCACAGGCUGCGUAAUCCUAGACAGCGAUUUUAACCAAAGUGGCGCCAUAACUCACGGCCAGUUUGAUGAUGCACAAGAUGAGGUGGAAGGAGAGGAAGACAAUCAGGGUGAGACUACAGCAGAGAUUUCCAGCAUAACAGAGAGCGAGGGACAGGACUCCAACGCCACGUGCUUCGUCUGCAGCCAAAUGCACAUUAAGAGGUUCAUGAUCUGCUGUAGCAGCUGCCAGGAGUGGUUUCAUAGCGCAUGUGUCGGUAUCAGUGAAACGUGGGACGGGACGACAGAGGAGAGAGACCAAGACUACAUGUGUUUAACCUGCACUACGACGAGGCAGAGCAUCAUCCACCUAGAGUCGCACCUUGAGCCAGACCUUAGCUUUCCUGAAUGUCUGACACUGAGUCCUCCUGCUGUGGAAACGGAGCCACAAGAGGAGCAGCAGCAAGUUGUCAAGGAGGCUGUUUUAGUAGAGGAGAAGGAGGAGGAAGAAGAAGAGAGGGAGGCUCUUGCGAUAAAGCCUCAAGUUGAAGCUGAAUCUGAGGUGGAAACAAAAGCUGAAGUUGAAGCUGAGGGGGAAACAAAAGGUGAAGCUGAAGUUGAAACUGAGGUGGAAUCAAAAGCUGAAGUUGAAGCUGAGGGGGAAACAAAAGCUGAAGUUGAAGCUGAGGGGGAAACAAAAGCUGAAGCGGAAGCUGACCCUCAGUGUGAGAUGGAGGCAGAUGAUUCGUUCCCUCUCUGCACUGGGCCUGGCUGCGCAAAACCAGCGCUACCGGACUCGGUUUACUGUGGCACCGACUGCAUCCUUCAGCAUGCUGCUAUCACCAUGAAGACUCUUUCCAGCCCUAAGGUGCCUAAAUCCAAAGGACGACCUCAGAGAAAAGCUGCAGCAAAGGCUGAAAGCUCGUGCCGAACAUCUAAGAGGUUGGCAAGAAAAGCUGUGGAAGUUGCUGAUGAAGUGGAGGCGGAGGAAGAUCAGGCAGAGCGGGAGGAGCCGUCCGCUUCUCCUAAAACCUGUGACCCCAAUCUCACAGAUGUUCAGUCCACUUCCAUACCGUCAUCUAACCUAAACACCACGUCAGCUGAUGAGACCAGUGACAAGCCAGAGCCUGACACUGAGGCCGUAUCUCUUCCGAAACAAUGUCCAGAGGAGCCCACAGCAGACGCUCCUCUACUCCCCCAGCCUGUAGCUGAGGAACCCCCAUUACAGAGUCCGACCCAGGAAAAAGAACCUGAAAGUACUGAUGUGUCCAAUCAGCAAAAAGCAGCAGAAAGUGUCUCGCCACCACCAACAUCUGAGAAAUCUGAUCAACCUGCUGCCACCCAAGCUCCUCCCGUUUCAGCUGUUCAACAUCUAGAGAUGGGCGCCCUGAUCGUCAAAAAGACGACAUAUGUUAUACCAAAGAAACAGCCCGUACCUCAGGCUUCAUGCAGCCAGCCGUCCCAGAAACCGUCCGCAGUUCCAGCUCUGCUGAGCGAAACUCGAAAUCUGCUGGUGCCUCCAGCACCCAGCGCUCCGUCCUCCAGACCCUCUCAGCCCAAUAACCAGGUCCGACAGAGCAUCCAGCGCUCCCUUACCGCCAUCUUGUUCAAGAGGGUAAGUGACUGUGACGAUCUGGAGAUGCCUGAGAGCGAAGUUGUAAAACUUGUUGCUGGCAUUGAGAAGGAAAUGUUUGACAUAUUCCGCAAUACAGACAGCAAAUACAUGAACAAGUAUAGAACUAUAAUGUUCAACAUAAAAGAUCCCAGAAAUAAGGGCUUGUUGUAUCGGGUUGUAAAUGGAGAAAUCGGCCCUUUCAGACUGGUCAGAAUGACCCAAAAGGACAUGCAGGCUACUAAAGCCCCUGAGCCAACUACUAACGAAACAACUCAGGUUAAAGUUGAAGCUUCUAAGGGGACAAAUAUCCCAAAACCUGAAGCCGUGAAGAUCGAUCUGCCCAGUUUGAAUCCUCCUAGACCCGAAAGAAAGCCAGAGAGCACGGAUCAGAAGAAAGUUCUUCCCUCUCAACCUUCCAAAUCUAGAGUUAUGCAACUAAGCAAGAGCAAAAAGAUGCCAGAUAUACUUUCCUGCAUGCUUAAGGAUACAACAUCAGAACACAAGGCUCACCUCUUUGACUUGAAAUGCAGAAUAUGCACAGGCCAGAUGCAGGCUGCUGAAGGUGAAGAACCUGCUAAGAAAAAGUCAAAGGUCUCUACAUCAAGAGACAAGACUGAUAAGAUAUCUUGGAAGAAGCCUGGGGGAGACGAGUCUCCUCUCUUGGCACCACCUGACACACCUGAAAUGGAGUCUCCUACAUUUUCACUGAUGGAGCCAUCGUCCCAAACUGACAUUGAUUCUCCAAAAUUGACAAUUGUUGAAUCUCCUGCUUCCCCGAUGAUGGAUUCUCCUGCCUCUCCAGCAUUAGAGUCUCCUGCUUCCCCCAUCAUGGAGUCUCCUGCUUCUCCAACUCCAGAGGGAUUCACAGUGCCUGCACCAAAGAGAUCAUACACACCAGUUGUGAUUCCCACUGUCUCCACUGUAACCAUUACAAGACGUGACCCCCGAACUGCAGCAAACAGGUUUACUGCUUCCUCAGGUGGCAACAUUGUUUCCAAACAAGCAGCUCCUUACGCUGCUAUGAAAGGUAGCCUGGCACCGAGCUCAGCCCCACCACCUUCAGUUCCACCACCAAAAGCAUUACCCAAAUCAAUCUUAAUGAAGCCAUCCUCCUCUGCUGACCCAAGACUUAGUGGUGCAUCCUCCAGAGCCACAGUCUCUCAGACCCCAACAGAUGGUGAUACUACACAGUUCCUAGCUAAGCAGGGCAUACUGUGGAAAGGCUUUGUAAACAUGCUCACGGUGGCCAAGUUUGUGACGAAGGGAUAUCUGGUUUCAGGACCUGCUGAAAAUAUUAAAGCGGAUUUGCCUGAUACCAUACAAAUCGGGGGGAGAAUCUUACCUGAGACUGUGUGGGAUUAUGUUGUAAAACUGAAAACCUCAGUUACAAAGGAGUUGUGUGUGAUCCGGUUUCACCCUGCAACAGAGGAGGAAGAGGUAGCCUACGUGUCCCUGUUUUCCUACUUCAGCAGCAGAGGCCGUUUUGGUGUCGUUGCCAACAUAAGCCGUUCCAUCAAAGAUGUAUAUCUUGUCCCUCUUGGCGCAAAUGAGUCGAUCCCAUCCAUACUACAACCUUUUGAAGGUCCAGGCCUUGAAAAGAACAGACCCAAUCUUCUUUUGGGUCUAGCAAUUGUCCAGAAGUUAAAGCGUCCAGGAAGCUUCCCUCAGGAAAUUGAAGAGAAGAAACCCAAAGUUAACAUGUCCAAAGACCCUAUGUGGAUUCCAAAACCACCAGUCCUCUAUGGUUCUGACAAGUUGGACAUGUUCAAACCAUAUGAUCCAGAGACUCCUGCUACUUCCUCUCCUCCUGGUUCGCCAUCGGAUUCUUCUUCUUCUGGCUCAAUUACCAUACCAUCCCUCUUAAGUUCCAUUAAAGCAACUCCUUCAGUCUCAUCCAUUGCUGCCACUGAGUCCACAUCUGUUAGCAACUCAGUCAAGAAUGUUACACCAUCAUCCAGCAAUAAUAACCCAUUGCAGACUAUUUUGAAGACAUUGUUUGGGGGAAAGGAGUCAGACCCCACAACCUCCUCUGACGGGAGUUCCCCCAAAGCAACAGAAAGUUCCAAGAAGAGACCAGUGUUUCCUAAAGUGUCUGGACCUAUGGUUGAUCCAAUAGUUCAGCAGUAUGGACAGAAAUCAAAAGUCAAACGGGUCGAACAGGAAGAAGAAAAGGAAGAUGACUUUGACAGGCCGUAUGACCCUGAAGAGGAGUAUGAUCCUGCAAAGGGAUACAAAAUUUUUACUCCACAAAUCACAGACAGUAAUAAGACUGAUGACUCUGCAUUAUCAGGCUUGGUGGAAGACGAUGUGGCCUAUGAUCCAGAAGAUGAAACUAUCUUUGAAGUAUUUCAAAGUGAUGUUGUCGUAACAAAGCUCCCCAUUCCAGCCCAAAAUGCAGAGACACCAACAUUACCAACACCAGUUUCUGAUUCCACUCCAGCUACACUUAAAUCUAACCCAACUUCUGUAGUGUCGACUUUUCAUACAGGCGCUGUCGUUGUCUCAGCUGCAACACUGAGUGAACAGCAGCGGAUGCUUGAGGAACUUAAUAAGCAAAUUGAAGAGCAAAAGCGACAGCUAAAAGAGCAGGAAGAGGUGCUGCGUAAACAGAGAGAAGCUGUGGGUAUGUUUAUGGCUCACUUUUCUGUUUCUGAUACAUUGAUGUCUCCUCCCACAAAAUCUUUGCCGCUUGGUCAGCUGUCAGCUGUGCAGAGUGCUGUAAUGCCAACAGACUCGAAGCCUGCAGACAAAUCUGAAAAGGUCAACAACAAUACAGUGAUGGAAGAUAAUUCUGGUGUAAAGUCAGAAACUGUUAAGCUAGAACAUACAAAUGUCAGUGAUAAUUUAAAAGAUACCACAACUACACUGACAGAACAAAUGGGAACGAAAGAAAAUGCAAAGGAAUGUGAGAAAUAUUCAUCUGCUGGAGAGAUUGAAGACUCUGAUGUAGCUUAUGACCCUGAAGAUGAGUCACUUUUUGAUGAAAUCCAAGAUGAUGUAUUUAAGGGAGGGAGUACAAAGACUAACGAUGGUUCAUCAAGGACUGGGGAUAGUGUUGGGAAUAAAGGCAAUUCUCCAAAUUCACACCACAGCAGAAGGCGAAGGUCGUCACCUAAAAGACGGAGUCGCCGAGAAAGGGACCGCAGAAGCCCUUCAAAAAGGUCACGGAGGCGUUCUCGGUCACAUUCUAGGAGACAUAGAGACAAGGAUAGACACAGAAGUGAAAGAGAGAGGUCAAGGCAUAGAACCAGAGAUCCAUCUGAUUAUCCAGGACACCAUCGAAAAGACCAUGCUGCUAGCAGACAUUCUCAUGGGCUGAGAAGGUCCUCAUCUUCACCAAGAAGAAAACAGUCUGCCUCUCUUUCACCAAAACGCCACAGGGGAGCUCCUUUACAAGUCAUUGAUAAAACAAAGCAUAGAAGUGGUCCAUGCAAUCCUUCUGAGACCGUAAAGACAUCCAUAGAAUCAACACCAUCAGUUGUUGGAAUUAAAAAUGAGCCAAAUGAACUUAAGCUUGAGUGCAAUCUGGUUGAGAACCCUGUUACACACUCGGUUGCACUUAUUCAAAAUGUGAAGACUGAGAUUUUAGAACCGUCAAUCAGUCAGUGCGAUAAUCAAAUGAACAGUUCUCCUAGUCAAGAAAACAAACUGUCCCUGCAGGAAACAUGGCUUCAAGACAAAAUUGAAAGCAAAAUUCCUCUGAGAGAAAUUGAUCCACCUCUUCGAGAUUCUCCUGAAAGUCCAGAUCCAGAACCACAGUUUUCAAAACCUUUCAGCACUGAGAGUGUUGACUGUGCUAAAACUACAGAUUCCGAGGAGCAAAACAGUGCUUCAGCACCAUUUCUUAAAGAUGAAAAUGACUCUGUGGUAGUUAGUCGUCAAACAACUUCCAGUCUACAAAAAGGACCAAAUAUCCAGGACUCGGGACCAGAAAUGGAUGCUGUUUUACACAAUGUUCUACCUGGUCCAAGUUUUCAAAGCACUGGAAAUCCAACAGCAAAUAUAAAAGAUUACGAACACAGUGUGACCCAAACAGAUCUAGUGGACAAGAAAAUUGGCUUUACGGGGCCUGAUAGAAAAGGGCUUGACAUGCAGCAUAUAAUGAGAAAUGCUUUGGGACCUAUUCCAAGCACUCAGAACACUCAUGCAGAUGGUUCAGAGAGACGUGCAAUGCAACAAGCAACAUGUCUUCAGGGCUCAUUGUUAAAUUUGAUAAAAAAUCAUAACCCCAAUGUAACUGAUUCACAGACUGUCUCAAGAGUUUCCCCAGAUAAAAUGCAAGGAACAGAAAGCUCUUCUUUCCAAGUCAUUAACCAAGGCGUAACUCCGUCCCGCUCUGGAGUGAUGCAAAAUGUUGUGCAAAGUGCAUCAAAUUCUGAAAUUCAAGUAUUACGAACACAAAUUGAGACCCAAAAUCAAUUUGUUAGAAGCCAGUUGUCAGAUAGAUCUCUGCCUGGGUCAAAUGAUUCUGUCUCAGCUGUUCAACAUCGUAAUCCAAAUAUUAAUGACCAAAAUGUCGGUUAUUACAGAGAACCUUUGCCUUUUUUGAAAACAGAUGAGUUAAGAUCGCAGCCAAAGAACGCAGACAGCAAGUCAGACAUUAUGAAAAUAGACACAUCAUUUGGGAGUCCACAGUUUGAGGGAAGGAUUUCACAUCCUGGGACUUUGGGUUCUCAUAUUAGAAUGGUUAAUAAAACAGGUCACAACCCAUCUUUUUUUGGAUUCAGAGGAGAUCAGACACAUUCAAAACAUACUGAAAGUCUUUCCAUUGAUGAAAGAGGACUUGGGAAAAGGGAAUCUCAACCCAUUAAAAGAGAUCCAGACUUCAGUGAUGGUCUAGAAUGUGGAGACAAGCUGGAUAUUUCAAAUCCAGACUGGAGAGGUCCAGGGUCAUUUCAGAUAAAUCAAAAUAAGGGCCUUGGUCCACCUGAAAGACCUUUAUGUUCGAAUCCCCCACAGUCAGACAGUGGAGAUGCUCAAAAAGGAUUAAAUAGGGAGUCAACAGAUCUGGUCAGAAUAGGAACAUUUAUACAAAAUGAUUGGCGUACCCAUCAGUUUGGUGAAAGAGUGACAAAUUUGGAGAGUCAGGGACCUUGCAAAAUAGGCACUCAAAACUUUCAGUAUGGACAAAGAAAUAAAGAACGAAGUCCAGACAGACAAACUUUCAAGCAUGAUUUUAGGGGACCAAGAGGGACAGAUUUUGUAGGACCCAGAACUGAAAUAAGAAAUCCUGAGUUGCAGUUCACAAGGAAUGACACUAGACAACCUGUGUGUUCAGAUAUGAUGGGAAAAUGGUCAGAAAAUAAAGGCCCUGACACUGAAGCCUCAAUGCAUGGCAGGAGAGAACCAGUGGGUCCAGAUUUUAAGAUACAGGGACCUGAAUGGAUAGGUUCUAGGAAUGAGAACUCUAUGCAUGACAGUAGAGGACCAGGGCGUCCAGAUCUCGUGGGACAAAGACUUGAACAAAGAAACUGGCCUGAAAGGAGAGCACCAGAUGCCCCUGGAGGAGGAGGUCCAAAUUUCAGAGGAGGACCUGAAACAAGAGGCUUGUCUAUAGAGCAACACAGGUCUGAAAAUCGAGAAUUUAGAGGUCCAGUUUUCCGAGGGCCAGGUCCCGAAGGCAGAUACUUAACUACGCAAAGACCUGGGCCAGACAAAAUAUCUGAACAUCCAAAUUUUAUUGAGCAAGGGUUUGAUAAUACAAAUGCCAGGAGAAUGACGGGAGGUCCAGAUUUCAGUAGGCCUGUAAAUGAAAUGAGGAGUCCUGCUAUGGAUAGCCAAAAUUCUGACAGGAGAGGAUCACAAGAACCAGAAAACUGGGGACCAGGAUCUGAAAGAAAAGGAACAUAUUUGGGGCGUGGUGGGCCUGAUAGCAUAGAACAAGGAAGAAUUCUCCCGGGUUUAGAAGGUCCUAAACCUGUACAGGGAGGACCACACUUCAGGGAAAAUGUAACAGAAGGUGCAUGUCUAAAUUCGGAAGGCUCAGAACACAGGGGGAGAAGUCCAAAUCUCAGAGGUUGUAAUUCAGAUAUGGUGGGUUCAGAAUUAAAUAGAACAGGACCAGGGGUUCCAAGAACAGGGAGAAUAGGUCCUCCAGUUGAAUGUACCAAAGGCCCAAACAUUAGAGACCCGCGACCAGAAAGAGUGACUCCAAAUGUGAAACAAGCAAACAGAAGCCCUCCAAGAGACUCACAAUUCAGGUGUCCUGAGCAAGGAAGAACAUUUUCAAAUAUGGAGGGUCUGCAGCCUAAUAGGAACAUGGUGCACCCUGAAGAAGUGGAACAUAACAGAAAUGUUGUGGGAGGCCCUGGGACUACAGGGAUGGUUCCAAGAUUUUGUAGGAGACCAGAUUAUGAGGGCCCAGUCCCUGAUGAACAAAAUCCAAGGGGCCCAAGCUUUAGAGAACCCAUGCCUGUGAGACCACGUCCAGGCAUGGAUGGCCGAAGACCUGACUGGAGAGAAUCAAGUGAUUGUAGAGAUCGAGGCGCCAGGGAGGAAAGGGCAAAUACAGAGGAUCUUGGAUAUGACAGACAAAAUGACUGGGGGGAGGCUGAACCUGUUCAAGAAUUUCCUGAUUUUGAGGAAUUAGAAUCUGAUAGGAGAGGUCAAAAUUUUAGACCUUCAAGGCUAAUGAGAAGAAGCAUCAGAAGACCGGGACCAAAUGCCCGUGGCUUUGCACCGAGUCGGAGGGGUGGUGUCUUUGAAGGGAAAUGGUUAGACAGACGAGGGCCAAGAUUUGAAGAGCUGGAGGGAGGUGAAUCUUCUGGAGAUAUUUGGGACAACAGUGGUGACAGAGGUUUAGAGACUUUCCAAGAUCAUCCUGAUGAACAAGGUGAAGGUCAUAGUUUCCAUGAUAACCAUAGUGAAUGGACACAGGAUGGAGAAAAUGUGCAGUUUUCUGUUUCUGGAGAUGACUGGGAUGGGCCUGGUUUUAGGCAUCCAAGGUCUGUUCGUGACAACCCAGACAUGGAUUGUCCUGGCCCUAAUAGAGAAAGAGAAGAACAUGAAUGGACUGAGUCUGGUAGAGAAGAUUCUGGGGCAUUUUUCAGAGGGAGAGGGGGUCCAUGCAAUAGAAGACAAAGCUGGUGUAGAGUCCGAGGUAGAGGACGAGGAUCAGUUCAGCAAAGACAUGCAAACAUGGAUGAUGAUUGGAGACAUCAGGACUUUGAGGAGGAUAUGAGAGGCCAUGAUCGUGGGACACCCUGGCCUCAAAGGGAAGCCAAACAUCCAAACAGGAGACCAUUUGAGAUGGAGGCUCCAGGAGGUCCAGAUUUAAGAUACCCAGAAACUUCCUACAGAAAUUUCAAUGAUGAAGGUCCCGAGUCAGAUAGGAGAGUUUCAGAUUUUGGGGAAUCCAGCUCUGAAAGGCGUAGUGCAGACAUGGAUGCAGGAGCAGACCCUGAAGGAUUUGAGCGUAACUUUAGGAGAGUAAGAAGGGGUCCAAUAAUGAGACAAGGGCCUAGCAGUGCAGAACGUAGGGGAGCGUCACCCAAUAAUUCAGAUUUUAGACCUGGUAGAUGGGAUUCAAACUCAGAAUUUCCUGAAUCUAAUAGAAGAGAUGUAGAUAGGAGGGAAAGAGAACAAAGACAUCCAGGUCAAACAACUAGCAGGGGGAGAAGAGGUCCUCAUCAAGGUGACCAUGGCCCUCAUGAAGGACCUCCAGCACCAUUCAAUAGGCCUUUAGGUCCCGGUCCAAGCAGAGAAGGACAUUCAUUCCAUGACUUUGACAGCCCACAAAAUCAACGAGCUGUGCAACCUCAAAGACACAGAGGUGCCUUACUUCCCACUCCUGAUGGUCCGGUUUCAGAUCCUGUGAUGAAAAGUCAUGAUGCCUCCUCUAUGAAAGCACCACAGUUUGGCUCCCCAUUCAAUAGGAACAGGGGAACAAGUAGAGGCAGAGCAAUGGAUAAUUGGUUCAGAGGGCGUGCAAGAGGGCCAGGACGAGGAGCCCCUGCUCGUUAAAGAAAUGUAGGGUAAGAAGAUUGAAUGCGGUUAAAUUACUAAAACAGAGGUUUAACACGACAAAGUUUUAAUAAGAAAUAAACAAAAUAUGGACAGUCUUGGAUCUUAAAACCAUAUUGAUCUAAUAUUGAGACUUGCAAAUAUCUCAAAGUAUGUAUGUUUUCUUUAGGAUUCCAAGGCUAUAAGACACUUUAAUAUUGCUUCCUGAAAUGUAUGGUUUUGUAAAGGCAGUUUUCAUUUAUAUUACAACUUGACCCACAUGCAAGCCCAUUGGUAAAAUCUGUAAUGGUUAACUGAUACAGAAAUGCUGAGUUUUUGUGUUAAUUAUGUUCGACUUUGUUUCCAGUCAUAGUAGUUGUUUGAUUAUGACCUACACUUUGUAAAUUGUUGUAUAUUAUACUACCUGGGGGCAUUUCUGGAAGGAAAUAGUUUGAAAAGCUUUGUACAAAAGUAGUUCUUUUUGUUUUUGUUUUUAAGAGUCGUAACAUCACUGUAUUACGUUGUCUUUGUUACAUUUUUAUGCUCAUAAAAGUGUAACUUGUUUCAGUGUUCUUUUAGAAUGCUACAAGUCAAUAAAGAGUCAUUUUAAAAACUUGUAAAAA